AAAUUAAUAGGUGACUACAGUUACUAACUGUUAGGUAACUUUAUUAAGACCUGUAAAAGGCACAGAUACAGAUUUUUUCCUUCCUAGAAACUAUUUACAUUUACUGCAAAGGUGCAUAAGAAGAAAACCUGUGACGCCCAAGACUUCAUGAAGUAUUCACUGACUGGAUUGUUAUAUCCAGUAUUAGCACAGCACGAUACACUGCCGGGAACAACUAAGAAGCUGGCAUUGAGUAACUGCGGCAUCUACAAGGUUCUUUGAUCUAUCAUAGUUGCUAAAAUCUCAACUCCCAACAUGAAGGAGAAUGAGCUAAGACAGAAGUUAGAUGACGCUACAGAAGCCUUCUUUGAUGAUUAUGGAGGUAGUCUUGCCAAACACUCCAGCUACAGACAAGUAUAGCAUACGACGUUGUUUUUCAAACCGUAUUGUCAAUAGCUGCAAACAUCAAAUACCUGAAGUGAUGGAAUCCAGUUCUGCUAUUGCCUGUGGAAGUCGGAAACCAAAUACUUCUGCCAACAAACGUCGACAUCACAGAAGUACUGUUUAUCGUAGAAUUACUAAAGUGAACGAGAUGGUUAAGAGUUGUCUAAAUUCUAUGCCCAGAUUGAAUGACUGUUUCCGUUCUGGAGGUAUUUAACCACAAGUAAUCUACGUCAAGUAUUUGUAACAAGUGAAUGACAGGAAAAAAUCCAACAGAAUGAGAAGUAUACCAGCCCAUCACCAGUUCACUCUACAUCCCAG
Messenger RNA from Heterobilharzia americana, 741 nucleotides. Lineage: Eukaryota; Metazoa; Platyhelminthes; Trematoda; Strigeidida; Schistosomatidae. The record is from the annotation of a GenBank genome assembly.